AUGGACGCAAACGAUGUCCGUAACUUAUUUUCACAGAUGCAGGAACAACAUGAACGUGACAACCAGGCUAUGCAGAAUCUAGUGAAACAACUUCUUUCUAGCCAACUUCAACCGAGCGCUUCUUCAAUGAAGGAAGAUAAAGGUGCAGAGUUCACCAUUGAAGCACUUGCAUCUAGCAUAAGCGAGUUCUGCCACGACAUGUGGUUCACGCGAUAUGAAGAUCUCUUCGAAGUCGACGCUGCGAAAUUAGACGACGCAGCCAAAGCCAGGCUUCUAUUUCGUAAACUCAAUACUGUCGUUCACAGCAAGUACAUAAAUUUUAUUUUGCCAAAGCACCCUCGGGAUUUCACCUUCGCCGAAACAGUAGAAAAGCUCAAGCAAAUUUUCGGGCUCCAAACGUCACUAUUCAACAUCAGGUACAAUUGCUUGCAGCUUGCCAAGGAGCCAAUGUCAGACCUCAUCACUUACGCAGGCAUGGCGAACAGGCAUUGUGAAAAUUUCAAGCUGAAUAGCCUCAGGCUUGAUCAGUUCAAGUGUUUGAUUUUUAUAAUGGGGCUGAAGUCCCAAUCGGAUUUCGACAUCAGAACAAAGUUGCUAAGCAAGCUAGACACCGAAGCUGAUACACUCACACUUGAUGCUUUGUCAAAAGAGUGUCAACGUCUAAUAAACUUAAAAGCUGAUACAAAUCUUGUUGAAAAUCUGAAGGGCGAAGUCCAGGUAAGGCGCUUGCAUUCAAGUAAUGCAAAGAAAAAAUCAUUGCCUAAAACUCCGUGCUGGUUUUGCGGCGCCAUGCAUUACUCUCGCGAAUGCACAUACAGCAAGCAUAAAUGUGAGCAAUGCAAUACAGUUGGUCACAAAGAGGGCUACUGCUAUUCGAAGAAAAAUGGGCAAAACUCAAAGCAGAAGCGCAACAACAAAGGCAAAGGGUCCCACUUGCAGUCGAAAAGUAUUUUCGUCUCCAAUAAAAUCGAAUCAGCUCAACGCAAAUACGUCAGCGUUCUAAUCAAUGGCACGAAAUUGGAUUUGCAGUUUGACACUGCAUCGGACAUAACAAUAAUAUCGGAAAGUAAUUUCCAGAAGCUAAAUGUGUCAAACACAUCCGCAGUCGAGCAAUCAGCUCGUAGCGCAACAGGCGCCACACUGCCUCUGUCAUUGCAGUUUGAUUGCAACGUCGAACUCAAACAGCAGCGAGCAGAGCUAACAUGUUUCGUCACACCAAUCAAAAAUCUGAAUGUAUUGGGCCUCGACUGGAUUACAGCUUUCAACCUCGACAACAUGUCUAUCAAUGCCAUUUGCAAUAUGUUGCAAUCUUUUCCAGAUGUGUUCGACGAAAAACUGGGCCUGUGCAAUAAAACAAAAGCGCACUUGGUAGUUAAACCCGACCAUAAACCAAUUUUUCGACCAAAGCGACCGGUAGCCUAUGCUAUACAGCAUCUCGUUGAGGAAGAAUUGCAAAGACUUCAAGACGUUAAUGUCAUCUCACCAGUCAACUACUCCGAGUGGGCUGCGCCGAUUGUCGUUACAAAGAAGUCCAAUGGCAGCAUACGCAUUUACGCCGACUUCUCAACAGGUUUAAACACCGCUCUCGAAACACAUCAGUACCCGCUCCCUCUACCUGAAGACAUUUUUGCAAAGCUAGCGAACGCUAAAUAUUUUAGCCAUAUAGACCUUUCUGAUGCUUUCCUCCAAAUUGAGGUAGAUGAAAGCUCAAAGGAACUUCUUAGAAUCAAUACGCACUUGGGUUUAUUCCGCUACAAUCGCAUGAUCUUUGGCGUGAAAACUUUUCCUGCCAUCUUUCAACAAGUCAUGGACAAAAUGCUUAUUGGUCUGGAAUACGCCGCAGCGUAUAUCGAUGAUAUUUUCGUAUCUGGAAGAGAUCAAAGCGAACAUGACAGGAACGUGCACGAAGUUUUGCGACGAAGUCAAGAUUAUGGGUUCAAACUCAAAUUCGCCAAAUGCAGGUUUUCAGUGACUGAAGUUAGGUAUCUGGGCUAUAUAAUUAGUCAAUACGGACUUCAGCCAGAUACGGAGCGUGUCUCAGCAAUCAAUGGCAUGCCAGAGCCAAACAAUAUCGCUGAACUGCGUUCGUUUCUUGGCGCCAUAGACUUUUACGGGAAGUUCAUAAACAAAAUGCGUCAGCUCAGAGGUCCAUUUGAUGAACUUUUGAACGCGAACACGAAGUGGCAAUGGACUCAAACUCAUCGAAAAUGCUUUAACAGUCUUAAAGAAAUACUUUCCUCAAAUCUGCUUUUGACGCAUUACGAUCCGCAAAAGAAAAUCAUCGUUGCAGCGGAUGCGUCAAACUACGGACUAGGGGCCUGCAUUAUGCAUGAGUUUCCCGAUGGCUCAGUCAAAGCUGUCAGCCACGCAUCGCGCUCGCUUACUCCUUCUGAAAAGGCAUACAGCCAAAUUGAAAAAGAACGCCUCGCAUUAGUUUUUGCGGUCACUAAAUUUCAUAAGAUGAUUUUCGGCAGAGCAUUUAAGCUUCAUACCGACCACAAGCCUUUGCUCGCCAUUUUCG
This is a messenger RNA of Rhagoletis zephyria (snowberry fruit fly), 2521 nucleotides long. RefSeq lists its product as uncharacterized. NCBI's taxonomy places the organism in Eukaryota, Metazoa, Arthropoda, Insecta, Diptera, Tephritidae. The record is from RefSeq and is a predicted model, not a curated record.